AAUUAAUAUCAAAGCGCGCACAAGCUCCCUCGCGGUUUUCUCGAUUUUGGUCUCUUUCUCCAUCUCGGUUUCCCUUGGAGAUCGGUGCAAGUAGGUGGUGCAGUAAACCUGUAGGUAUCUCUAGGAAUGGACUUGAGCCAGGCUUGUAUUCCCGGCGAGGAGAACAAAGCUUCUGUAUUACCAUUGCCCGAUUCUUUUCUUGAAUUUCUGAAGGAGAAUGAUCUUAAUUCAUCGAUAUAUACUGGUUUGGAUACCAUCCCACGCUAUAUAAGAUUGAAACCUGGUUAUGAAUCUCAGCUAAAAGAGAUUGAAACUGAGCUAGAUUGCAAGCUGGAGAAGGUAGAUUGGCUACCAGGCUUCUUUUCCAUCCCUCCUCAGAUUCAAAUUGCUAGAACAAAUGCAUAUCGCUCUGGAAAGAUUUAUGGAAUGGAUGCAGCAUCAGGGGCAGCUGUGAUGGCCUUGAAUGUGACAUGUGGAGAUCAUGUCCUUGAUUUGUGUGCUGCCCCAGGUGCCAAACUCUGCAUGCUUGCUGACUUGCUUGGUAACUCUGGAACCAUUACCGGUGUAGAUGUUGCACAUCACAGAUUGGCAGCUUGCCGCACUAUGCUGCAGAAAUAUGAAAUUGGGGAUCGAUGCCGUCUAUUUGUAGCUGAUGGAACAACAUUUUCCUUUGUACCUGCAAGAUCACAUACUGAUGUGAAAAUUUCAGGUGCUCCUGAUCUUAAGAAUGAGGAAGAUACAUUUAAAGAGUGGACUUCAAAGAGAACAUGGAAAGACCGAAAAGAUGCAACUAAAAGAAAGACUGCAACCAAUGAUCUUACUUCACUAGAAUGUUCAGAACCUGAGUUGAUAUUUUAUGGUAGAUAUUCUGGAGUUGUUGGCAUGAGCAGGAACAAUUUAUUUCAUACAGUAGAUGCUGUUGAGAGUUCAACUUCUGGUUAUGAUAAGGUGCUUGUGGACGCAGAAUGCACACAUGAUGGAUCAGUUAAGCACAUUCAAAAGUUUGAUUAUUGGGGAUGGCCUACUUUCCAACGCAGGGUACUUGAUGCAAAACGAACACAAAAUUUGACAACUCUUCAACUGGCACUACUGACAAAUGGCUUCAGAUUAUUAAAAGUUGGAGGCUCACUCGUAUACAGCACAUGUAGCUUAACAGUUUCACAGAAUGAGGCUGUGGUCGAGCAGUUCCUUUCCAGAAAUCCCAAAGCUGAGCUAAUGAAGGUUGAUUCUGCUAAGAUGUGGCGCUGUAGGAGUGGAGGAAUUCUCCAAACCGUGCGAUUUGAUCCUAAAACAUCCCAAACCAGUGGGUUAUUUAUUGCAAAAUUCAGAAAAAUAGCAGCGUAGUCAAGGUUUGGUUUGUAAUUGCCAAUUCAAUCCUUGUCAGAUCGAUAAUUUUUCUGAUAGAUGAGUUUAAUGAUCUGUUAAUUUUUUUUCGUACUUCUCUAAUGAUGAAAAAAAAUUGCUUACUACUACUGUUGGAACUUAAAUUGUUUAAAUCAUGAUAAAAUUACUUUUAACAUUGCAUU
This is a messenger RNA of Phalaenopsis equestris, 1526 nucleotides long. Its product is annotated as probable ribosomal RNA small subunit methyltransferase B. The transcript is spliced from 10 exons. Gene Ontology annotation, biological process: RNA methylation. Bases 127 to 1344 code for a protein of 405 amino acids. NCBI's taxonomy places the organism in Eukaryota, Viridiplantae, Streptophyta, Magnoliopsida, Asparagales, Orchidaceae. Gene Ontology annotation, molecular function: methyltransferase activity. The record is from RefSeq and is a predicted model, not a curated record.